UCAGUAUUCGAAUAGUGGCGUCGGUAGGUAGCGCUGCGGUGGCCGGCUACUUCGUUAGGGGCAGAGACGUUCCUCUCCAGCAACAUCGCGAUCCAGUUUCCCUUAAGCCGCUCUCGCGCGUUUGUCUGUUCUCGUCGCGUUCGCGUCGUGUCCUACCGAUUAUUUUCUCCUUCCUCCCCCCUCCCCCGCCCGCGCACGAGAUCGUCGACACGGUAGAGAGCCGCGCGGUAUACACACGGACGUGUCGUCGUAGCACUGAGUGCCCCGCUUUUAAAACUAAAUUGUCCGGUGUCGAACCCUAGGAUGGCGUUUAACGGAGACGGACCACACUCCAAGAGGCAGCGACUCGAGGAAUCUGGUCACAGGAAUCACGAGUAUGGCGGGUAUGGAGACGAACCACGACGUAAAAGAGAAGACAAUAAUAAACCAAACCACGUUCUCCUCUUUACAAUUAUCAACCCGGUCUACCCCAUCACUGUGGAAGUAUUGCACGCGAUCAGCGCACCCAGCGGGCAAGUUCAACGCAUCGUUAUUUUCAAGAAGAACGGCGUUCAAGCAAUGGUGGAGUUCGACACGGUGGAAUCGGCAACAAGAGCAAAGGAGACGCUUCACGGAGCAGACAUAUACUCCGGCUGCUGCACGCUGAAGAUCGACUUCGCCAAGCCCACCAAACUGAACGUAUACAAAAACGACGCGGAAAGCUGGGACUACACAACGCCGACGCUGGGAUCGAGCGCACACAAAAACGACGCGACAGGAAAUGGAAGGCCGGCUCCCCUUUUGGCGGAACCCAGAUACGGCGCCGCGCCCCAACCAUACGGAUCCACGCCACAGGUAACUUUCCCCCCGGGUGCUGGUCAUGAUCGUUACGAGGAGAAUUUCAAUGGACCAGCAACGUAUCCGGAGCCCUAUGUUGAGCGUUACGGUAUUAAGAGUGAUUUUAGCGGUCGAGAACCUCUACAUCCUACGCCACCUCGGCCCGGUUACGUGCCCACCUUGGGACAGACACCGCCAUCGAGCACUCAGGGUUCCGUCAUGAUGGUUUACGGACUUCAGCCGGAUAAAGUCAACACGGACAAGCUGUUUAACCUGUUCUGCCUCUACGGAAACGUAACGAAGGUGAAGUUCUUGAAGACGAAAGAAGGCUGCGCCAUGAUCCAGAUGGGCGACAAUAUAGCGGUGGAACGUUGUUUACAAAAUCUGAACAACGUGACGAUCGGUACAGACGGAAGGCUGCAGCUUGGCUUCUCGAAGCAGGCUUUUCUUUCAGACGUCACUAACCCCUACAUUUUGCCUGACAAGACAGCGAGCUUCAAAGAUUUCACAGGAAGCAAGAAUAACAGGUUCCUAAAUCCAGCAAUGGCCAAUAAGAAUAGAAUACAACCACCCUCGAAGAUAGUCCAUUUUUUCAACACACCCCCAGAUUUAACCGAGGAAACCGUGCAUCGUGUGUUCGUGGAACGCGGUAUCGAGGCUCCAACGACAGUAAAACUGUUCCCCCUUAAAUCGGAACGAUCGUCGUCCGGCCUUAUCGAGUUCAGCAGCGUAGGAAUCGCGGUAGCUGCCAUCAUGGAAUGCAAUCACACAGCACUGGAAAACAGCAAUGGUAAAUUCCCAUACAUCAUGAAACUGUGCUUCUCGUCGUCGCGCACCAUACCAACGAGUUUCCCGCCGAGCAGCGGCAGCACGUCGAGCAAUUCCGCCGGUAAUGGCCACGUCAAAAUGCAGCAGGACUCGGAAUAGAACGGCGAGGUCCAGGGCCAGCAGCGUCAACGUCAGCGCCAGCGUCCCUCUCUCGCCCUGCACCCGUUGUGUGCCCCGACGGGCACGGCCCUGCACCCAGCCGCAGCGAUUACACUAUCCCCGGUUUUACCGCCGCCCGUGCCGCCUCCCUUGCCGCCCACCUGCGUCCUGAUCGCCACCCCGACUCUAUAUCCUACCGUGCCACCGCCGCCACCGCCUCCGUUACCUACGUUCUGGCCGUACGGAUGAGAGGAGCAGCGGGCCUACUCGCCGGACGAGGUAGCAAUACAAGACAACAACCACGAUAACGAAACCUCGUUCACCUACAAAUUCUUCUCCUGCGCUGCUGCUACUAUAAUUCUUCUUCUCCUACUCGUCGCGUGGUGACCACCUGGCAAAGAUCAGACGCUGGUCACUGGAAGAAUCGGUUCCGUUCGAGGGUCAGCGAGACGGAACUCGGCCUCGAGAAUCGAGGAGAACAAACUAAGAGAUAAUCUGGCUCGAAAAGGUUUCUCACUGGAAAAGAUGAUCGCGGCGUUGGCGGGAUCAUCGUCGUCGACAGGGUGGAGCGUGGCACGAGUGGGCUGCACGAAUGUCAUCGAGGAUCGUCCGCAUAACUGGAUAAAUGGAAAUGUCGAGAAAGGCGAAACAUCGAGAGGCAGCGAUGUUCAUCUUUCUUUUGCCUGUUGCUUUCUGCCCCUCUCGAUCAAUUUACACACUAUGCUCUGUAUGAUCUUUACACCUUUUUCUUUGUUCGUUUCCUCUAUAGUUUUCAUUCUGUUUCUUUUCUCUAUGCAGUUUAUUUCGAUUCCACUCUAUUCUUCUUUCGUUUCUUCUUUCCUCCUUGCGUUGCUUUGGCGAGGUCCGGGUAUACGUGCUUAGUCCGUAGCGCGGAGAUCCCGAACGGUGUUUGGGCACCGAUUCUUUACGGUGUGCUACUAGUGUGUGUGUGUGUGUGUGUGUGUGUGUGUGUGUGUGUGUGUCAGUAUUAACUCGAGGCGAAUCCUCUCGUCGUUGAAAUUCAUUGAUAAACUAAAUGAUGCAAGGAAUAUGAUUUUCCUUUUUUAAGAGAAAGGAAACAAUUGGAAAAAUACGGCAGAGGAUUCGAUUCGUCGCUUUCGCGGAAGCUUCUUUCCUUCUGUUAGACGCUAGGAUCGCAAAGGAUUGACUUGUAUAUAUAGAGAGAAUGGGCAGGACCCUGCGUCUAAUAGGAGUAUGCCUUGGUGGCCACGGAUUACAUAUCAUGGGCUGGAGAAGCAAGACCAAUAGGUUUCGUGGGCAACUGUCGAGAAAUUGUCUUGUACUCGCGACUAUUACUCGUUAUCGUUGUUCGAAGAGACAUUCAAAAUAAAACAAAAAAAAAAAAAGAAAGAAGAAAAGAUUUGAAAAAAUUGACAAGCAAGAAGUGAAAGAUCGACAGUUUCUCGCGAAACAGACAGACCAUUAACACAACAGUCGCUUCUACGUUGAUCCAGCGUGUAUGACGUACGUCAUUCGUUUCACAUUAUUCGUUUUCGUAGCGCGUGUGCCGUCCUGAAAAAAGGAAACAGAAUUUCUGGCACAUGUACGCGCUACUACGAUAUAUCAGUUUUACGUGCAGAUUUUAACCAGAAAAGAUAAGAAAAAGAAAAAUGAAACGAAAGAAGCAAGCGUAACGAAAAAGACACCUCCACGAUCUCGAAGCCGAGUGCACCGUGUUCCUCGUUGACCAUUUCUCGUGGGAUCCAAUAAAUCGGAGGUUCCUCAUUGACCAUUAGAAACUACACACAGGAUACUGUUAUCUGAGAGUGUUCAGAGGAUCCGGAUCGAUCGUUCAUACGAGUAGGUCCGCCUAGGGAAAAGAAAAAAGCUGACACUACUCCGUCACGACGAACGAGACGAACAAAACAGAUAUAAAUAAUAAUAAAACAGUUGCAUUCGACUCGAUAGAAUCUUUUGCUAUACAGCAAAGAACGAGAGAAAGAAAAAGAAAAAAAAGUUAAGCAACUAAAUAACUGGAUAACAAAAACG
Molecule: messenger RNA, 3753 nt
Organism: Bombus pyrosoma
Lineage: Eukaryota; Metazoa; Arthropoda; Insecta; Hymenoptera; Apidae
Gene: sm
Product: heterogeneous nuclear ribonucleoprotein L
Exons: 11
Coding region: 304-1743 (479 amino acids)
Biological process (GO): mRNA processing; regulation of RNA splicing
Cellular component (GO): nucleus
Molecular function (GO): mRNA binding
Source: RefSeq, a predicted model, not a curated record